AUGGGCUCAGAUCCCCAGUACGCAAAGUACCCCCUCCUCCCCCUCGCCCAGCAUGUCUUCACCCUCACAAACGCCUACGCCUCCCGGCCAUCUCAACAAAACGCUGCGAAAGCUCUCAACGAUGCCAUCACCGAGCACAAGAUGGCACCGCUCUACCGGUACCUUGCCCAUCCUCUCGAGGGCAUCCUAAACCAGCUCGGUGAGGGCGGCAGCCAGACACCUGGCAAGCCACUGAGUCGGAAGUCGAGUUUGGCCGGCAUGAUCGCCACCAAGAGCGUCCCCACCGCCGUCAACCUGCCCUGGGACGAGGGUCGCUACCAGGAGCUGAAGGCCGAUAACGACCGGGAGUUGGAGGAGUUCCAGAAGGAGGAGGACGAGGCUGUCGAGAAGGCCGGUGAGACGGAAAUCCAGGCCGCGCGGGGGAAGAGGGCGGAGUUCUGGGCCAGAGUUGGUGACAAGGACCGGGCGAUUGCCGCAUACGAGGACGUUUUCGAGAAGACGGGUAUCCUGGGCACCAAGAUCGACCUGGUGCUCGCAAUAGUCCGAAUGGGUCUCUUCUACGGCGACAAGCUGCUUGUCAAGAAGCACAUCGAGCGCGCAAAGACCCUUGUCGAGUCCGGCGGUGACUGGGACCGUCGCAACCGCCUCAAGGCUUACGAGGGUAUCUACUCUCUGACCGUGCGAUCCUACAACAGCGCCGCUCCGCUGCUGCUCGACAGCUUGUCCACUUUCACCAGCUACGAACUCUGCACCUACUCCUCCCUCGUCGUCUACUCCGUUCUCGCCGGAUCCGUUUCUCUGAAGCGUGUCGACUUCAAGAGCAAGGUUGUCGAUGCUCCCGAGAUCAAGGCUAUCCUCGGCGAUGGAGAGGACAAGCUUCUUGCUUUGUCAGGUGCGCUCAGUGCCGGCCCCGGUGCCGACGAUACCAUGCAGGACGCCCCGGCGCCUUCUGCCGCCACCAAGACGGCUGUCAACCUGACCACCCUCGGAACGAGCACCGAACAGCCCGAGGCCGAGAUGGCCAUCGACUUUUCCCCCCUGGCCCAGCUGGUCACCAGCCUGUACAACGGCCAGUACAAGUACUUCUUCCAGGCCCUCGCCCAGGUUGAGGAGAACUUCCUCACGCAGGACCGCUACCUGCACGAGCACAAGAACUGGUUCAUCCGCGAGAUGCGCCUGCGCGCCUACCAGCAGCUCCUCCAGAGCUACCGCGUGGUUGGCUUGGAGACGAUGGCUACCGACUUUGGUGUCACCGUCGACUUCCUUGACCGUGACCUCGCCAAGUUCAUCGCUGCCGGCCGCAUCCCCUGCACAAUCGACCGCGUCAGCGGCAAGGGCGUCAUCGAGACCAACCGACCAGACGACAAGAACAAGCAGUACCAGGAUGUUGUGCGCCAGGGCGAUCAGCUCAUCACCAAGCUUCAGAAGUACGGCCAGGCUGUGCGCCUACGGGGAAGCGAGCGUGCAUAA
Colletotrichum chrysophilum is the source of this 1470-nucleotide messenger RNA. RefSeq lists its product as uncharacterized. The record is from RefSeq and is a predicted model, not a curated record. Gene Ontology annotation, biological process: proteasome-mediated ubiquitin-dependent protein catabolic process. Gene Ontology annotation, cellular component: proteasome regulatory particle. Bases 1 to 1470 code for a protein of 489 amino acids. Lineage: Eukaryota; Fungi; Ascomycota; Sordariomycetes; Glomerellales; Glomerellaceae. The transcript has 3 exons.